UUGCCUAUGGGUUCUAAUCCCAUGACCUUUCCGUAUUCGUCUUUUUGUCUUGAAUAGUAAUAGUAGGGGCGAAUGAAAUGAAUAACUUUGAUUCGGGAUCUUACCCUCUUCUAUUUCGGAAUGAUUCAAAGAGAAAAAUGUUAAGUAUCUAGAAUUUCAUUUUGUAUAUUAUAUGGAUGAUCUGAUCCUCAAGAACCAUAGUUGGGAAUUGUUUUCGGUUAAAACAUAGUAGGACUUUUUCCUAAUUUUUUUAAAAUUUAUUUGGCUAGAACCCUUAUUUUUUCAUUCCCUUCCCUCUCUCUCUCUCUUUGCACUCCAUCCCUGCGACUGACGGUGGGCGGCAGCAAGCGGUGAACGGUACGGAAACAGGCGGCGUACGGCAUAUUUGCGACAGACCCAUCUUCUAGAUAAGCUAAUGGGUGAUAAGAAGAAGGCUGGAGCUCUAUUCGUGAGGCUCGUUUCAGCUGCUGGAACUGGGUUUUUCUAUGUAAAGAAGAAGACCAAAAAGCUUCAAACGAGUCAAACAAAACUUGAAUUUAGAAAGUUUGAUCCUCGUGUGAAUCGUCAUGUUUUGUUCAAGGAAGAAAAGAUGAAGUGAUACAAAUGCCAAACUUGUACCAGACUCUUUUCACAUUUGGCUUUCGUUUGUAGCAACCAGACGUGAAUUUAGAUAAAGAAACUUGUAGCACAACAAUACGGUUGGUUUAUUUAGUUCAAUCUACGUAUUGUAAUUCUCUGAAUUCGUUCAUGAUCAUGUUGAAAGAAGCAUAAUUAUAGAA
Nicotiana tabacum (common tobacco) is the source of this 779-nucleotide messenger RNA. NCBI's taxonomy places the organism in Eukaryota, Viridiplantae, Streptophyta, Magnoliopsida, Solanales, Solanaceae. The record is from RefSeq and is a predicted model, not a curated record.